AUGUCCGUGACCACCACCUCAACCGGCACCGCCGCCUCCGCCUCCUCCACCUGCAUCAACAAGCUCUACGACAUCCCCGUCAAAGAUGCCGCCUGCGCCAUGCCCAUGCGCAACAACAACUCCGCCAUCAUGAGCAGCUGCUGUGGCUCCGCCUCCAUCGUCUCCUACGACAGCUGCGACUACUACUGUCUGGCUCAGGACCAGACCGUCGGUACCCUGGCCGAAUGUCUCAUCAAGGCCUCCGAGGCCGGUGAGGUCUGGUGUAACACUAACGCCAACGCUACUGCUACCGGUAGCGUUCCUACCACUGGCGCUGGCACUAUCGUCUCGACUGCUACGGCUACCGGUGGCUCGUCUAGCACUGGGUCCAGCACUUCCAGUGGCUCCACGGCUUCGUCGACUAGUGGUGCUGGUGUGGCGGUUACGAAGAAGAGUGUGGGUGUGUUGGCGCUGUUGUUCUUUGGGUCGACUGCGGGUUUCUUGUUGUAA
Messenger RNA from Aspergillus luchuensis, 489 nucleotides. RefSeq lists its product as uncharacterized. The coding region runs from base 1 to 489 and encodes 162 amino acids. Lineage: Eukaryota; Fungi; Ascomycota; Eurotiomycetes; Eurotiales; Aspergillaceae. The record is from RefSeq and is a predicted model, not a curated record. The transcript has a single exon.